Messenger RNA from Lichtheimia ornata, 1446 nucleotides. RefSeq lists its product as uncharacterized. NCBI's taxonomy places the organism in Eukaryota, Fungi, Mucoromycota, Mucoromycetes, Mucorales, Lichtheimiaceae. Bases 1 to 1446 code for a protein of 481 amino acids. Gene Ontology annotation, molecular function: peptidase activity. The transcript is spliced from 7 exons. The record is from RefSeq and is a predicted model, not a curated record. Gene Ontology annotation, biological process: proteolysis.
AUGUUUUUCUGUAGAAUAUCGUUCGUAUACCUUGUAUUCUUGGUGGUGGGCCUGGUGGGCUCAGUGUUUGGGAAUGGCCUUGAUGCAAAGGAUGUUGAAUCCUAUUUCAUUCCUGGUGCCAAGGUCUUUGAUCGCUUCUUCGAUUGCCCAUUGGACUAUAGCGAUCCCGAAUCGCCCAAGAUUACGGUCUUUGCACGCCAUCUUGUCCCAGUAGGAAAGGAGAGCCAAAUGAAGACGAUGCCAUUCUUCCUUUAUCUUCAGGGAGGUCCUGGUUUUGAAGUUCCAUUGCCAGGUGACGGUAACUCGGGAUGGAUCAAGACUGCAUUCGAUAACGGAUAUCAAGUACUUCUUUUGGAUCAACGUGGUACUGGUUUAUCGACCCCUGUGUCAGCUGAAUCCCUUCAUGCUCUUGGCGACGAUCAAGAUCAGCUCAACUAUCUUGUGCAUUUCCGAGCAGACAACAUUGUACGUGAUUGUGAGACCAUCCGCAAGAAUUUGACAGCUGGCCGAUCAUCCGAUCUCGAUAGCAAAUUGACGCUUUUGGGUCAAAGCUUUGGUGGAUUUUGCAUCACCACUUAUUUGAGUCUCUUCCCUGAUUCUGUCAGCCACGCCUAUAUCACUGGAGGUGUACCACCACUCGUUAAUGAUCCUGAGCCAGUGUAUCGAUCCCUGUACCCUCGCAUCUUGAAAAGGAACAAGGCUUAUUACUCAAAGUACCCACGCGAUGUGGAGCGUGUCCGUCAGAUCCAUGAGCAUCUUUCCCAAAAUGAAGUUACUCUUCCCAAUGGGGGUCGUCUAUCACCUCGUCGCUUUUUGCAAUUGGGUAUAUUGUUUGGCCAAACCCCUGGAUAUGAUACGUUGCAUCAAAUCGUGUUGUCAGCAGCAGCCGAUUUGGAUCGACAAGAUGAGCUUAGCUACCGCACUCUUUCUCGUAUCCAAGGUCUACAAGAUUGGGAUACCAAUGUCAUUUACGCUAUCCUCCAUGAACCUAUUUAUUGCCAAGAUGGCCAUCCUAGCAACUGGACUGCUGAGCGAUUGUUAUCCGAAGAGCCCUUCAAGUCUGAUUUCGAGUGGCGUGCCGAUAAGCUCAAGCCUGAUCAGCCUGUUUACUUUACAGGAGAAACUAUUUAUCCAUUCAUGCUCGAUGAUUAUGCUGAGCUACGACCCUUGAAAAAGGUUGCCAACAUGCUUGCCGAAUACAAGGGAUGGGGAAAGCUCUAUGAUGAAGAUGUGCUCGCAAAGAACAAAGUUCCUGUCGCUGGUGUCAGCUACUAUGAAGACAUGUUUGUCGACAUUAAUCUCUCCGAGGAAACAGCAUCCAAGAUCCAAGGAUUCCAACAAUGGGUCACCAACCAAUAUGCUCACAACGGUGUGCGUGUGGAUGGCGAGAAUGUCCUUGGUUAUCUCAUGAAGUUGGCUGCAGGUGAUGAAGCUUACAAUCGAUAG